Messenger RNA from Papaver somniferum (opium poppy), 1482 nucleotides. Its product is annotated as protein trichome birefringence-like 19. Gene Ontology annotation, molecular function: O-acetyltransferase activity. The record is from RefSeq and is a predicted model, not a curated record. The transcript is spliced from 2 exons. Bases 106 to 1326 code for a protein of 406 amino acids. Gene Ontology annotation, cellular component: Golgi apparatus. NCBI's taxonomy places the organism in Eukaryota, Viridiplantae, Streptophyta, Magnoliopsida, Ranunculales, Papaveraceae.
AAAACCUGUCUAGGGUUUAGCAAAAUUCUCCUUCAUUUUUCUUCCUUCUUUCCUCCCUCAAUGUUUUAAAACUUCACUUUUUCGAGGGGCACCGACUCUCUCCAAAUGAAGCAGAUUCGCUUGAUUAAAAUCCUUUUCAUUAGAAUGAUCAAUAUAGUUCGAGAUACACCAAAAUUCAUUCUUCUAGCAACAUCAUCAAUCCUAGUUCUUUUCACUAUAAUUCCUCUUUACUAUCCUAAUCUAAUCUCUUAUUCUUCUUCUUCCUGGAGCGAUUUGAAACUGGGAUGCGAUAUUUUCCGGGGAGAGUGGAUUUGGAAUCCAGAAGCAACAUAUUACACAAACGUAACUUGUAAUUAUAUUCAUGAUCAUCAGAAUUGUAUGAAGUAUGGCCGGCCUGAUACUGAUUUCUUGAAAUGGAGGUGGAAGCCAAAUGAUUGUGAAUUACCUAUCUUUAAUCCGGUUCAGUUUCUGGAGCUUCUUAGAGGGAAAUCGAUGGCAUUUGUUGGAGAUUCUGUUGGAAGAAAUCAAAUGCAGUCGUUGAUGUGCCUCCUAUCUAAGGUGGAAAAUCCAGUAGAGGUUUCAGCAAAUGAUGAGUGGCAUUUUAAACGAUGGAAGUAUACCAAUUACAGCUUCACUGUUUCAACUUUUUGGACACCUUAUUUAGUAAGAUCUGAACAAGAAGAAGUAAAUGGACCGACAAACAGUGGCCUCUUCAAUUUAUACCUAGAUGAAUUCGACCUAAAAUGGACAACUAAGCUACAUGAGUUCGACUAUGUAAUCCUCUCUGCUGGACAUUGGUUCUACCGUCCCGCUAUGUUUUAUGAAAAUGGGAAGCUAGUAGGCUGCUUUUAUUGUUUGCGCGAUGGUGUCAAAGAUUUCCCAAUGUCUUAUGGCUAUGCAAAGGCAUUUCAGACGGCAUUUAAAGCGAUAAACAGUUCACCAAAGUUUAAGGGUAAGACGUAUUUAAGAACAUUUGCACCUUCGCAUUUUGAAGAUGGAACGUGGAAUCAAGGGGCAAAUUGUCUUAGAAAGAAGCCAUUUAAGAGUAAUGAAACUCAGUUGGAACCUAAAGGUUUGUCCUUGUACAAUGCUCAGAUGGAGGAAUAUAGGGUGGCAAAAGAAGAAGGGAAGAAGACGGGAAAGAGAUUUAGGUUACUCGAUACGACACAGGCAAUGUUACUGAGACCAGAUGGACACCCAAGUAGUUAUGGGCAUUGGCCACAAGAGAAUGUGACUUUGUAUAAUGAUUGUGUUCAUUGGUGUCUGCCUGGACCUAUUGACUCAUGGAGUGAUUUUCUACUGGAGAUGUUGAAGUUGGAUAAGUGAGACUUGUUGAUGAAUUUUGAUUUUUGAGAAAAUAGAGUGAUUUUUUUGUCCAAUUCUCUUCUUUUCCAAUAGAGUGAUUUCUAUUCUAAAUCUCAUCGAUUUGUAUGGUACUAUGACAAAGGAAUCCAGAUUGGUUUAACACCCAAGUAUUGGCCA